Sinocyclocheilus grahami is the source of this 2202-nucleotide messenger RNA. Its product is annotated as RNA polymerase II elongation factor ELL2-like. The coding region runs from base 367 to 1998 and encodes 543 amino acids. Gene Ontology annotation, biological process: transcription elongation by RNA polymerase II; positive regulation of transcription elongation by RNA polymerase II; snRNA transcription by RNA polymerase II. Gene Ontology annotation, cellular component: transcription elongation factor complex. The record is from RefSeq and is a predicted model, not a curated record. Lineage: Eukaryota; Metazoa; Chordata; Actinopteri; Cypriniformes; Cyprinidae. Gene Ontology annotation, molecular function: cis-regulatory region sequence-specific DNA binding. The transcript has 11 exons.
CAUAGGAGCAAAACACAAGCGUUUAAAGUCAUAAACUCUCAUAAGCAUAAGCAGUACUUUAAAUCUGGGGUGCAGUGCAUCUCGCCACCUCAUAAAAACAUUAUAAUGUUCUUAGAAAGAAGCGGAGUUGUUUUUUCCAUGGUUGCUACAAAGCACAGCCUUUGUCUCGUGGCCCCCGCUAAGUCAUUCUUUUCCACCCCAGUUCACACCUUACAGCAGACUGAAAGUAUUUGACAUCUCCAAACACACAUGGCACCGUGCGGCAGAUGUGGCAGAAGAUGGACCGCAGAGGAUGGGCUUUCUGUUGUGCUCUGCUUCCUUGUGGCUUACUUGGGAAUCCUGUCAAUCUGAUGCCAUUUGGACGUUAUGACAUGGAUGAAGCCCACCCGUUAUAUCAAGAUACCUGCUUCCUCGGAUUCUCCUGAUGCUUUCCGUGUCUUCUCCUUCUACCUGUCCAGUGACAGUAAAGACAAACCUCAGGCAAGCUUCGACUGUAUUCACCAGUAUGUUUCUGGAGUUGGCAGGGAGCAUCUGGAAAGUCAGGGCAGUAUUCAGGACAAAAUCACGGUGUGUGCCACUGACGAUUCCUAUCAGAUGACCCGCGAACGCAUGUCUCAAGUGGAAAAAGACAUCUGGAGUCGCUCAGCCAUCGAGAUCAAACCUGGAUCCACACGUCCGAGUAAAUGUGUGAAGAUUAAGAAGAAACAGGGCCUGCCGACCAGCUUUGACAACACUAAUAGACAUUCACCCAGCAACAAGAGGAACGGUACACCUAGCUUGGUGGCCCACAGGCCCUUGAAAGAACGUGUCAUUCACGUUCUGGCCUUAAAGCCCUACAGCAAGCCAGAACUGCUGCUCUGGCUGGAGAGGGAGAAAGCCAGCCCCAAGGACAAGGUCGACUUGAGUGCUGUGCUGGAUGAGGUGGCUAAACUCAAUCCCAAAGACCACAGCUUUACUCUAAAGGAUGAUUUCUACAGACAUGUGCAGAGGGACUGGCCCAGCUAUGUUGAGGAAGAGCGGCAACUCAUUCAAAGGGUGUUGACAAGAAAACUCCAGCCUCUCAGCAGCAGCAGUAGCCAGUUGAAAAGCGUCCAGUCCAGCCAUUCAUUCCACAAAACCUCAGGGGAUUCUCCAUCCCAACUCAGCCCUGUCAAGAAUCUCUCCAUGAAACGCCCAGUGCCUUCCGACCAUCCAGAAAGCCAGACGCCAAAAAAGCAACGUUUAUUAGACCAGAACAUGCCCUUGCAAUCGCCUUCCAAUGGACAUCUCAUCUCCUCCAUGGGCCGUAGCACUUCUGCUCAUGGAAACACAAGUUUGCAGAGGGGCACCAGUACAGCUCAGCAGAGCCCUGAUGGUCUUUACCAGCGGCACAAGCUCGGCGAGUCCAACAGCGUGCCCAAACCAGAACAGCCAGAACCAGCACAGCAGCCAUCGUCCAGCCCCAAAUACCCAAGAACUGAACCAGAAAUCUGCACUGACCAGCAGCUAGCAAACGGCCAGCACAAAAAGAAGUCCAAGAAGCAUAAAGAAAAGGAGAGGGAGCGCUUAAAACCUGAGUGGGUCAAGACCAGUCCGGACCUCAAACAGAACCGGGAAAAUAUUAAAGACCAUGAACGACCCAACACGCCUGUCACCCGUGCCUCGCCCGAUGAGCUGCCUGACUAUUUAUUAAAAUACAGCACUAUUACAGACUCCGAGCAGCAGCAGAGGUACAAAGAGGAUUUUUGUGCGGAAUAUGACGAGUACAGAGACCUACAUGAGCGUAUAGGGAAAGUCACCGAGAUAUUUGUUCAACUGGGAUCAAAGAUAAAGACGCUGUCUCCUGGGACACACAAGUAUAAGGUAAUGGAAGUUCAAAUAAUGGAGAAGUAUAGGAAGUAUAAGAAGAAGUUUCCAGGCUACAGGGAAGAAAAGAAGCGCUGCGAGUAUCUCCAUCAGAAACUAUCGCACAUCAAAGGCCUGAUUCUGGACUAUGACCGCACACAAGCGCCCUCCUAGUGCCAGCCGUUCCACUCUCCUCCUCCUUCCCAGUCUGGUCGCACGGACCAAAAGACUCCUCAGUGGAAAAUAAACCAGGACCAAAUGUCUCUUCUUGAGCAUGACAAGGCAUUUCCACGUCUUUCCUCCACACAAACUGUGGGUGACAAUGUAGAGGCUGAGGAUCUAAGCCCAAACUAUCUAAUAAAGGCCAAGACCUCCGAC